Messenger RNA from Clunio marinus, 2669 nucleotides. NCBI's taxonomy places the organism in Eukaryota, Metazoa, Arthropoda, Insecta, Diptera, Chironomidae. The record is from the annotation of a GenBank genome assembly.
GCGCGGGAAUAUCAAUAGGGUUUUAUAAAAAAAGAAAGAAAAAAAUGUCAUCUAUAGAUUUGUAUAAUCACUUUAAUGAUGAAAUUGAUGCACAAGACGAUUAUUCAGGAGAAGAUGAAAAUCCUGAGAAUUCAGAUCCAAUAAAGAAAAGCGACAAUGAAGAUAAAAUUGGAAUAUUAAGUGUUGAGCCAAAAGUAAUACGUGCAAAAAGAAAACUUUUUACAUUAAAUUCUGAAAGACUUAAAGGUCCUCGUGGAAUUGUUGCGAUUGAUGACUUUUUUAAAGACAUCAAGUUUAAAGGAAAAGGCUAUGAAAAACAAGACAUCGAAAAUGUGAUGAAAAGGCUUGAGCAUUGGGCGCAUAGAAUGUAUCCAAAGUAUAAUUUCGAUGAUUCAUUGGCAGCGAUUGAACGGCUUGGAAAGAGGAAAGAAGUUUCUAUUCAUAUGACACGUUAUCGUUUGGACCAAUUAAAAGAAGAUGUCUAUGAAACAAUACUUCCUGAUAUUAAAGAUACCGAUGGAAAAAUAACUGAACAUAGUGAUCUAACAAUUGAUGAAUUUGAUGCUUUGAUUGAUGAACAGAUUGCUCUUACAACACUUCAUCCUAUUGAUCAAAAUAAAUCGUUUGGAAAUACUUCCUCACUGAUGUCACAGGUAAAUGCGGAAAAGUUAUUGGCACUAUCAUCUCCGUCUGGUUCACUGCCUUCCUCGCAGCAUAAUCAUCCAUCAUCCCAACUAUCAAUUAGCGAUGAAAUUCGAGCAAAAGUAGCUGAAAAUAGGAAAAAAGCGUUGGCAAUUUUUGAACAAAGGAAAAAAGAUAAAAAAAGUAAAGAAGAAGUGCUUAACGUAGGUAGUUUAACUCUUAACUCUUUACUUUCCUCAAAGAAGAUUUGUUAUUUUAUAGCAAGCUUAGUGAAGCGUGAUUCCAAUCAAAUAACUAUGGAUGAAGAUAACAAAUUAUAUGAACUUUUGAAUGUCUCAAGGACAGCGUCAGAUGCUGAAAUUAAAAAAAGCUAUCGUAAGCUUGCUAUGAAGUUCCAUCCGGAUAAAAAUCCUAAUCCCGAGGAGGCUGAGAAAUUCAAAGAAAUAACUUACGCUUAUGAGAUUCUCUCUGAUACCGAAAAACGUAAAACCUACGAUCGUUAUGGCAUCAAAGGACUUCAAGAAGGUGGUGCGGAUGCUAAUGAUAUGUUUGGCUCAAUAUUCGGACAAUUUUUCGGAAGAAGUGGUCCAUCAGGUCCUCAACAAUGCGAGCCAAUAGUUAUACAAGAGCUUGUGACUCUUACAGACCUUUAUGUAGGCGGAAAAGAAAUUCCACACAAAGUAACUCGUAUUGUUAGCUGUUCAAAAUGCUCAGGAAGUGGUGGAAAGAAUGUUAAAAAGUGUCGAGAUUGUCGGGGAACUGGGACAAAGAUUAUACUUCAUCAAAUGGGUUUCAUGACGCAGCAAAUCGCAACCAAAUGUAAUGAUUGUGAUGGUACCGGUGAGUUCAUCGAGAAAAAGGAUCGUUGCGAUAUUUGUAAAGGUUCUAAGACAAUUGAGGAAAAAAAGGAAAUCAUAGUUCACAUUGAUAAGGGUAUGAAACAUACACAGAAGAUUGUUUUUCGAGGUGAAGGUCACCAUCUGCCAGAUUCUGCCAAAGGCGAUAUCAUAGUGGUGCUUAAAGAGCAGUCGCAUGAGAAUUUCAAACGAAACAAAGACGAUCUUGUAGUUCAUCAGACGAUUUCCAUCACGCAAGCUCUUUGUGGAUUUGAUUUGGUGAUAAAACAUUUGGAUGGACGUGAUUUGCAUAUCAAGAAUGCAGCAGGAACGCUCAUGAAAAAUGGUGAACUUAAAUGUAUUGUAGGCGAAGGAAUGCCGAUUUACAAGAACCCUUUUGAAAAGGGCAAUAUGUUUAUUGAGUUUACCGUUGAGUUCCCUAUACAAAUGGAUCCGGCCCUUCUUCCUGCUUUGGAGAAAUGCUUACCUCCUCGGCCCGCCUUUGUGAUGCCUAUCGGUGAGCAUGUUGAAGAAGUCGACAUGACAGAAUACGAUCCCAAUCAGAAAAGUGGACGAAACAAACAUUCAGCUGCUUAUAAUUCUGAUUCAGAUGACGAAGACGGCAACGGGCCACAAGGUGUGCAAUGUCGCGCAUCAUAAGACUUUAUACUAGAAUCAAAUUAACAUCAUGGGUGGUUGUAAGGGUUUUUUUUCUUGAAGUUUCACUCAUUUAGUAAGCUCAAUUUAUUUAUGUAUAUCACCAGCUAUUUACUGCGAAACUUCGAUAAACCUUUAUUUUCUUAACUUUCUUUUUCUGUUUUCAUUCAUCUUGCAAUAAAACAACCAUAAUAGAAUUCCAUAAUUCCCAUUUCAUAAAUUAAAAGUUAAAAAAUAGAACAGUUUAUAAGCUUUAAAAUCAAAUCUGAUUUUAGAACUUUGAAUAUCACUCAAUUCGUAAUAACCAUCAACAAUAUAAAGUAUCUGAUGGUAUUACAUAACUACAUCUCUUUGUUGUGGCUUUUUAGCAUAACUGGAUUGAAUGGAUUUAGAUUGAGAAAGUAAAUAUUCUUAAUUAUUGGUUUAGGAAAUUAACUGAGUAGAUUUCUCGAAAUUAAACAUAAAAUUUAUUAAAUGGAAGAAUCAAUAAAGCUUACAAAAAAGGAUGAAAAGAAAUUUUCUAAUCCAAAAAAA